Candoia aspera is the source of this 6180-nucleotide messenger RNA. RefSeq names its product SKI3 subunit of superkiller complex (gene SKIC3). NCBI's taxonomy places the organism in Eukaryota, Metazoa, Chordata, Lepidosauria, Squamata, Candoiidae. Gene Ontology annotation, molecular function: protein binding. The transcript is spliced from 41 exons. Gene Ontology annotation, cellular component: Ski complex. The record is from RefSeq and is a predicted model, not a curated record. Bases 81 to 4766 code for a protein of 1561 amino acids.
CGGUUUUUUGCGAACCAGAGGAAACGAUGGUUGGUGGCUGCCGGUAGUAGUUGUGUCCGGGCGCAGCGACAGCUGUAGUCAUGUCAAACAAGGAAGUGAAAGCAGCAUUGAAAAGUGCCAGAGAUGCAAUAAGAAAUAAAGAGUAUAAAGAAGCACUGAAACAUUGCAAGGCAGUAUUGAAACAAGAAAAAAAUAAUUAUAACGCUUGGGUAUUCAUUGGCCUGGCAGCAGCUGAAUUAGAACAACCCGAACAAGCCCAAGGUGCAUAUAAGAAGGCUGCUGAACUUGAUCCUGGGCAGUUGCUGGCAUGGCAGGGCUUAGCAAAUUUGUAUGAAAAAAAGAACCAUACAGAUGUCAGAGAAGACUGGAUUAAUGUUUACGAGAAACUACUAGAACUCUAUGAAAAUACUGAUCAACAGAAAUGGUGUGAAGUAUGUAAAAAGCUUGUGGAGCUGUAUCAUAAAGAUAAACAAUAUCUUCAGGUGGCUCGAAGUUGGCACAAACUAAUAAAAAUAAGAAGAGAAGGAGGUGCAGACAAUGCUGAACUUCAUCAGCUUUGGAAGAGAUUGGUCCAGUUGCUAGAAGAAGGCAUACAUCUUAAAGAUAAUGAAAUAGAGCAAUUGUUUCUUAAUGCAUUUGAAGAGGCAGUUAAUUCUUCAGAACCAGUUCCAAGUGAAGAGCAUGAAAAGAUUUACAGGGAAUUCCUUCAGAGUUUGUCAAAAUUUCCUCAUGAGUCUUCUAGAAUGAAGAAGGCCUGUAAAGAAAUGAUGAUUUCCUAUCCUACCGUGAGUUAUCCCCUGGAAGUUCUUUGCUUACACUUCAUUCAAUCAGGUAGCUUGACUGAGGAGGCUCUCGGUUGUUGUCAGAAACUUUUGGAUAUUGAUUCAAGAAGUGGUCCAGCUCUUAUCAUUUUAGGGAUUCGGUCCCUCCAAGAAAAGAAUUACAAUGAGGCUGAAAAAAAGCUUAUCGAAGGUUUGCAGCAGACCAGCCAGUGUCCAGUAGGAUGGUGUUAUUUAGGGAAGGUGCAAAUGAAAAUGCAUAAAUACAAAGAAGCUGUUCAUUCUUGCAAUCAAGCUUUAAAGAUUCUGGGACAACUAAAUGACCCAAGUUUCAUUCAGCAACAGAAAAACGUCACCCAUCAUUUGAGAGCAAAGGCCUUCAUUAAAAUUCCAGGUGCUAACUCUGCUGAUGAAGCCAUAUCUUCCCUCAAUCAGAUCUUGGAUACAAACGAUGAUCCAAAGCUUAUAGCUCUUAAAGGACAAGCCUAUCUAAAAAAAGACCUUACUGAUGAAGCUUUGAAGAUUGCGCAAGAGCUUAAGCUGGCACAUCCAGACCUGGCAGAAGCCCACUACCUUGAAGGGUUGAUUCAUUAUAGACAGAAGAACUAUCAUCAGGCAGAAAUGAGUUUCCAGAGGGCUAUAGCAAAAGAAGCUGAAAUAGCUGAAUUCCAUUUUUGGCUGGGCCUCACUUACUGGUUUAUGAAUGAAGAGACAAGAAAAGAUAAAUCAAAAACCCUCACUCAGUUUCUAAAGGCAGCAAAACUGGACAAUUUCCUGGGAGAUGCUUUCCAUUAUUUAGGUCAAUAUUACAGAGAUGUAGCUGGAGAUAAAAACAGAGCUCUUGGCUGCUAUAAAAAGGCUUUUGAAAGAGAUAAAACAGAUGGCGUGACUGGAGCAGCAGUAGUAGACUUGAGCACUGAGCUUGGAGACUUGGAAACUGCCCUUGCCAUCUUGACAGAGGUAACAGAAGAAGCAAGUGCUGGGAGAGCAAAAUGGGCCUGGCUUCGCCGAGGACUUUAUUAUCUGAAAGUGGGGCAACAUUCACAAGCAGUGGCAGAUUUGCAGGCAGGUCUGCGAGCAGAUCCAAAGGACCCCAAUUGUUGGGAAUCUCUAGGAGAGGCAUAUCUGAGUCGAGGAGGCUACACAACAGCACUGAAGUCAUUCCGAAAGGCAAGAGAACUCAACCCCAAGUCUAUAUAUAGUAUUUAUAAGGCUGCUGCAAUUGAACAAAUUCUUGGAAAAUAUAAAGAGGCUAUUGCAGAAUAUCAGCAUAUUUUGGAGAAAUCAAAAGAUUAUGUCCCUGCACUGAAAGGUUUGGGAGAGUGUUAUCUCAUGAUGGCAAAGUCUGCUCUUGCUGACUAUCUGGAUGGGAAAGCUUUGGACUAUAUAGAACAGUCCCUUGAUUUCUUGGCACGAGCAGCAAAAUAUCGUCCAGAAGUAUCCUGCCUUUGGAAGUUGCUUGGAGAUGCCUGUAACUGUGUAUGCGUUAUUUCACCAUCCAAAGUGAAUGUGAAAGUUUUAGGAUUCCUUAUUGGCCAGAACAUGGAAAAAUGUGUGCUCCAAAAAACUGAUCUGCUGAGUCUUGGGGGAAGGUGUUAUGGUAGAGGACUAAAACUGAUGUCUUCACCAAAUACAUGGUGUGAUCUUGGAAUAAAUUAUUAUAAUCAAGUACAGCAUCUUGCAGCGAUGGGCAGUAACAAGAGUGAAAUUAGUGAACUUUUAGAAAGAUCCAUGCAGUGUCUGAAAAAAGCAGUGAGAUUAGACAGUAAAAACCGUCUCUACUGGAAUGCCCUUGGUGUGGUAGCCUGUUGCAAAGGUGUUGGAAACUAUGCUCUUGCACAACAUGCAUUCAUUAAAUCUAUUCAAGCGGAUCAAAUUAACGUUGUUGCCUGGACCAAUCUGGGAGUCUUGUAUUUAACAAGUGGAAAAAUAGAGCAAGGACAUGAAGCUUUCAAAGUAGCCCAGUCUCUGGAACCCUCCCAUCUAACCUGUUGGAUUGGGCAGGCCCUUGUUGCAGAAACUGUAGGCAGCUAUGAAACAAUGGAUCUCUUCAGGCACACCACUGAACUCAGCAUGCAUACGGAAGGUGCAAAAGGCUAUGCCUACUGGGUAUGCUCAACCUUGCAAGAUAAAACCAACAGAAAUACUGAACUGUAUAAGUACAACAUCAUUCAGAUGAAUGCUAUUCCAACAGCACAAGUUGCUUUGACCAAAUAUACUGAAAGAAUCCAAAAUGAUGCAUGUGCUUUUACAAUGCUUGGUUAUUUGAAUGAGUAUCUUCAGCUGAAAAAACAGGCAACAGAUGCAUACCAAAGGGCAGUGCUAUUGCUGGCGAAUUCUGAUGAUAGAGAGAGAUAUAGUAUAGUGAUGAGAAAUUAUGGAAGAUCACUCUGUGCUCUUGGCCAGUGUGAUGAUGCCAUCAAGGCUUAUUUGGCGACUCAUCUGAUAGAAUUUGAUGAUAUUGUAGGAAUUGCUCUGUCUUACUUCAAGAAAGGACAUUUCCAAGAAAGUCAGAAGGCUUAUGAGAAAGCCCUUGCCGUUGCGGAGUCUGAGCAAGAUAAAGCAUAUAUAUUAACAGCCCUUGCAAUAAUAGAAUACAAACAAAAUCGAGUGGAUGCUGCAAAGACCCUCUUAUUUAAAUGUUCUAUAUUACAGGAACCUAAUAUGGAAAGUCUGCAAGCUUUAUGCAGUUUAGGGCUGGUCAAGCAGGAUGCUACACUUGCAACAGCAGCACUUAAAGAACUAUUAAAGCACACAGGAAAAAAAGACAAUAUUUAUAAGCAGUGCCUUCUUACAUCUGCUGUCUAUGCAUUACAAGGCAGACAUCUGGUUGUUCAGAGGCAAGUUUCUAAAGCUGUCCACAGCAACCCAGAUAAUCCUGCCCUCUGGUCCCUGUUGUCACGACUGGUCCCUCGCUAUGUUCCACAAAAUGCCAAGGGUGGGGCUGUGGCAGGAAGUAUUGCUUGUAUUCUUGAUCUAAAUCAUGGGAAGAAAGCCUUGCUGAAUACUGCAGUUAAUCAGCUGGCCAUAGGAUGUCACAAAGCUGCAAAUAAAAAGAAUAUCCAAAAGGCAAUUCAUCUUUCUCCAGAUGAUCCUGCAGCUUGGGCAGUACUCCUGGCUGCUUGCCAUGCAGAAAACACAAUUGUUCAUCUGCAUAAUAAGCAGGCCAAGCAGACACAUUUGGAAAAAAUGAUUGUCACCACAAUCUCAGCUAAGACCAAAGAAAAGGAUCUUCCAGCUUCCAAAGCUCAAGCAAUUGAAGAGUGGUCUCUUUUCCAAGCUAUUACUGGCUUAAAUGAGGCGGGUAGAACUUCAGAAGCUGAGGCUCUCUGUGAAAAGGGAUUAAAAAAAUUUCCUGAGCAGCCAGUGUGGUACCUGCUCUUAAGGCAAGUUCAAUGCAAACCACUUUUGCAGUCCCGCAAAGAGCUUCCUGAUGCCAUCUUGGAAGAGCUCCGAAAAGCAGUUCUCUCCAACUCCACAUUGAUUACAGCUUGGCAUUGGUUGGCACAAGUCUAUCAAUCACAGGGAAUGAUGGUUGCUGCAGAGAUGUGUUACCGAAAAAGUCUGAAGUUGGCUUCCCAGCAAGGCAACUUGAGUGGGAAACUCUCUAGUCUUCUAAGACUUGCUAAACUUGCCCUGGAAAUCUGUAUGGCCAAUGUUUUGAAUGAUCACUGGCCAUCUCUAGUUCAAGAAGCUACAACAGAAGCUAUGAAAAUUUCUUUCUGCCCGCUGGGUAUUCUAUUUCAAGCACUUAUGCAGUACAAUCGCAAAAUGGGUUCACGAGAAACACGUCGUAUGUUGGAGAGAGUGGUAUAUCAAUCUGGAUUUCCAGAAACUGUUGUAACAGUUGCCCGAUGGUAUCUCUUAAGACAUUUAUAUGCCAAAGAUGAUUAUGAAUUAAUAGAUGCUCUUAUAGCAAAUGCCAAAGCUAAUGGAGAUACUCAAGUUUUGGAAUUAGACAAGAAACUCUCAGCAGCAGCCUCCUAGCACAAACAUUAGUGAAGAAUCAGAAUAACUUCGGAGGCCUUUGGAAACAUGUUGAUGACAAAUACCUUGACUUUAAAUCAGAAGUGCUAAUAGUCUGAUUUGUAUUAAAAGGAACCAAUGAUUAAACUAACUGAUUGAAAUUCAGUUGAAGUUUACCUAAUCUGUGCUCCUAGUGAGAAAUUCCAGUGUAUGCUAGUGGCCUUGGAAAGCACAAAGGUUUGACCUCUGCUCUAGUGCAGAGUAAAUAUGAAAGAUUUCUGUCUUUGAAAUGGAGCCUUAAUAAUAUAUCCAUGUGCUAAAUAAACUUUGGUCUGUCUUCAUAGCCUGCUAAGACCUUGCUGUUUCUGUCCAUCUCCAUUUUAUUAUCAUUUAGCAGUAUAUCUUUCUGCAGCUUCUCAAGCAAAAUAAAUAACCUUUUAACUUGGUGGGUGAUGAAGCAAUAAAAUGUGUUGAGACAUUGCAUACAAACUGUUUACAUCUUACUCUAUAUGCACGAACUUUUAAUUCAGAACCCUAUGAUUUCAAUAAAACAUUCAUUUUCCUCCUGGCUAUAUUUAAUGUCAUGUGUCAUAGCUAUCUUUCACAGUAUAGUUGCAUUACUUUGAUUUCUGACAGAUGAUUGGUAGAGCCUAACUGAGAAAAACAGAUUUUCAGUUCUCUUGUGUUCUUCAUAAGAGUACAUUUUGGAAAUAAAUAUUUUUAGUUUAAAUUAGAUUCAAGGAUGAUAUGAGGCUAGUUGAUGUUCCUUGUGCAUCAAGUUCAAGAGUUUUCAGAAUAGAUUACCUUGGAAUACAGCAUGAAACAGGUGGCAAAUAUAAAGUAGAACAUGCUUUUAACAGAACUAUGUUAAGCUGCCCAGAGUCACUGGUCUGAGAUGGGUGGCUAUAUAAAUUGAAUGAAUGAAUGAAUGAUUUCAUUAUUCUUGCCUUAAACUGUUUUUAAUAUGCAAAUGUUGAAGCUAUAAUUUGAAGCCAAAGGGUAGAGAGGAGUCGUAUUUUUUUAAUUUCAAGCCAUUUGUAAUUUAAUUCUUUUUUUCCACUGCCACCACCUCCCUGCCCCCCAAAAUAUAGGUAAGUAUCUCUUGUACCUACAAGCAAGAUUAAAUAGGACAAGUUUGGGGCAGAAAUAUACCAGAAAAGGAAAGGAUUAAAAAAUGUUCCUUCCACAUUAAAUUCCAAUUUUUAAUUAAUUUAAUUUAUUACAUGUACAUGCUGCUCAACUCCCAAUGACUCUGGGAGGGGUAGUAUGAAAAAUCUGAGAACUACCACUCUCUUUGACUGGAUUGCUCAUAUUUAACCCCUGUUAAGAAUUCUUCACACAAAUGCAUUAUGCUCUAAUCGUUUUGUUUUGUAAUGUGGGUUUUUAUGUUAAUGGCAAUCAGUUUGCUUGUUAUUAAAGUGAAAUUAUAUUUGUU